AUGGCCGAUCGUCGCUCCCUCCCCCUAACGCUGUCAAGCACAACAUCCCCGACAAUUCCGCCUUUCAUCCAGCUGCUGCCAGGACAUGCUAUGGGGUUCUCGAGCGUGACACUCAUCUGAGCAUGACAAAUUAUCUAGCGACCGCUGAGAUUCUUAGCGGUCGUUAGAUAAUUUGUUAUGCGAAAUUACCAUCAGCGUCCACACACGCAUAAUAAAAGCGCCUUCGCAUGACAAACCUCGAAAAGACCAAAGAGCAUAGAGAUCUGCUCCAGGUUUGACUUUUUACUGCGAGAAGUGCAAGCGCCCUCGCCUCCUUUCACUUUUGCUAUUUUUGCAUCUUCAGAUCACGCAUUCAUGUGAUUAGCUGAGAAUGUGUUAACGGUUGAAAAUCCCAUACAUGCGACGCAUCCUAACUAUGGCUUUUCUCCCAGUGACUGCAGACCUGCCACGGACCCCUUGUAUGGCGUCCCCGGAAAAGUGGAGUCGCACCGGGACCUCUUGCGGCUGCUCAAGGACAAUACCUACAGGUCUUAGGGUGUUUACUUUACUUUUCGCUUUAGGUAGUUUUAUUCAAACUUCCCUUUGGGAUUUUUCUUUCUUUAGGUAGAAGUUUUCGCUUGUCUCUUUCAGCACUGGAAUACUUUUAUUUUUGUAUGAACUCUCUGACUAUACCUCCAGGACCCACCCGCGUGGGUGCAUUCUGUCGGCCGUAGACGGCACGGUGCUCGAAGCCCAGGAAGGGUGGAUAUCAAAUGCAAAAAUGUCUGGGUCUGGAAGAUUUCGGGAUUUGUGAUGCAUAUUUUGUAUGAUCCAUGAUGCAUGUAAUGCAUGAUCUAGCAUCACAGAUUUUUAGAGGGCUCCCUAGUGCCUAUUCCGCAUGAGAAAUUCCCUCUCCGCGUAACACAAACUGGACUCCUGUUGCUGGUCACGCAAUACAGAUUUUUUUGAAAUUCAAAGACAGCAUGACAAGUUGCAGUCUUCCAGACCCAGACAUUUUUGCAUUUGAUACUGGAAGAAGCUGUACAAUAUUGCGGACGGGGAAGACCCAUAUCAAAUGUGAAAAUGUCUGGGUCUGGAAGCUUGUAAUGCUGAGGGAGUUAGAAUGUGGAGGCCACAAAUGAUGGUUUAGCAUGACAAGUUUCUGAGCUCCCAAGUCUUGCCUAUUCCGCAUGACAAACUGCAUUUUUGCAUCACAGAAAAAUAGGGCCUUUGGGUAACGCUCAUGACAGACUUAAGAGUCUUGCUAGCCUAGCAUGACAAACCUUGCACUUUUCCAGACCCAGACAUUUUUACAAUCCAUAACCCAAGGGGCCGGCCAAUUAAGGACGUUUGCGCGGUGCAAGCAAACGGCGGCGGCCCGCAAUGGGACAACGGGCUGAGGGAGUUUCUGCAAAAUCCGGCGGGGGACCGAUGGGAGGGUAUCCUGAGUAAAAAUGUACCCACACCAGAGUCAGGAUGGGGAUUUUGCAACACAAACCUAGGAGUUUUGUGAGUCACGCAUGACAAGUUGCACUCUGCAGUGUAGUGCAGGUUAGCAAGUGCAGCCGCAUCACAGAUUCAUCUGCUCAUCCUGUUCACAGCAUCACAAAUUCCAAAACACGGUUGGAAGUGGCUCUCAUGCGGAUGCGCAUUAUAAGUCUUCCUGUCUUUGCAAAUAUGCAUUACAACUCUGGUGUGGGUACGUUUUUACUCAGGAUAGAGGGCGUUCCGGUGUCUAUCACAUCAAACGGGGAGAUCAAGACCGUCUAUGUCCGCCGGCCUCUUUAUGCAGGCGUCAGGUUUGAAAUGGACAAAGUUGAAAUGAUGAUUUGUCAUUCAUAAAAUGCAAGGCAUGAAGUGCCUGCCUUGCCGGAACAGCAAGUGAGGCCAAUUCCGAGCCUGUUUGAUGGGGUUUGAAAUAUAUAGAGCUGCUAAAGUAGCAUGACAAAAGCAGUCUUUUGUCCCCCAAACAGCAUAGCACAUUGGACUCCGGUCUUGAAAAACCCUAAACCCUAAAUUUGUCAUGCAACCCCUGAUAAGUGGGCUUUCGAGUGGUGUCGGUUGUAUGCAUGACAAACUAUUUCAACUUUGACGAUUUCGGUCCUGACACUCCCAUACUUUGGUGUUCGAGCUCAAAAAUGGUCCGCCGGGGCUGAACGAACAGUGGGAGAUGCAAACGCUCGGUGUAUUCUGAGUAAAAACGCUCCCACCCCAGAGUUGUCAUGCAAAUCUGCAUGCCAAAAAAGUUCCCCAUGCCGAACCCCAUGAGAAGCAUUCUCUAGUCGUGUUUGGGAAUUUGGGAUGCUAGAAUCAGCAUGAUAUGCAUAUCUGUGAUGCCUUUGAACUAGCUAAACAGGAUUACGCUACGAGGACAAACUUGUCAUGCGAAACAACCAAAGCUGGUGGAUUUGUAUAAAGCAGAUUUAUUCGCAUCUUGACUGUAGUGUGGGUCUGACGUUUUUCCUCAGGAUACGGUGAUGGGGAGACUUUGCUGUUUCGGAAUCAACGCGUGCUGCCAGUGGGGCACCCGAAGUUUGCGGAGGGUGCGCAGAUGGCGAUCAAGCUCUCGGUCCUGACCGCGCGAGACCCCUUCGGCACACAGCCACUGGAUUUUUUUCUCGAGCCGUAUCAAAUGUAAAAAUGUCUGGGUCUGGAAGAAUUCAUGUUUGUCAUGCUUGUCUGGCAUGACUCUUAAAUCUGUCAUGCACGUUACCCAAGAGCUCCGUUUUUCUGUGAUGCAGAAGGGCAGUUUGUCAUAUGCAGAAUAGGUAACACCUAGGAGCUCAGAAACUUGUCAUGCUGAGCCAGCAUUUGUAGCCUCAUCAUGAGACGCCAACCAGCAUCACAAGUUUCCAGACAUCCAGGGAUUUUUACUUUUGAUAAGCCGAUCCCCAGCACGAUCGCGGUGGCCAGUCCACCGCUCUGUAUCCUGAGUAAAAACGUACCCACCCCAGAGCUGUAAUGCAAAUUUGCAAAGACAGGAAGACUUGUAAUGCGCAUCCCCAUGAGAGCCAUUUCCAAUUGUGUUUUGGAAUUUGUGAUGCUGUGAACAGGAUGAGCAGAUGAAUCUGUGACGCGGCUGCACUUGCUACCCUGCACUACACUGCAUAGCGCAACUUGUCAUGCGUGACUCACAAAACUCCUGGGUUUGUGUUGCAAAAUCCCCAUCCUGACUCUGGUGUGGGUACGUUUUCACUCAGGAUACUCUACGUCGAAAAUUUACUGUACCGCGAGUCCUUCUAUGCAUUGCAAAAGUAUCAUCGUACUUGUAGUAAAAUUGCAAUCAUGCAGGACUAAUCUAAUCGCACUUCGCAUGACAAAGAGAUUUUAUUUGUCAUUUUAAGCUAGUUUUUUGCAAUGUAAAAAUCACCACCAGUACGCUCAUACUUUUUCCUUUCAUACCUUCCUGUGCAAUCCUAUGGAAUUAAUCUCAAACCUUACAUUAUCAGCUGCUAUAUGACUUGUUAUGCAAAAUUACCGUCAAGAUCUACAUGAUCAAGCUGCUUCGCAUGACAAGUUCUACAAGAGACAAACAGCAUGGAAAUCCAUGCCAAAUCUGUAGUGCGGCGGGUGCAACAACCUUCCCCUUUUCCUUUCGCUUCUCUUGCAUAUACAAAUUCAUGUAACAGUUGAGAAUGUAACGUGGGACGAGAACUGCAUAAACGUCGACUGGCACACGGCCGUGCUGGCGAAUACUAUCCUCGAUUUACGCCGCCAGGGCCGCUUGGUAAGUCUUCCAUUUUGCUGGUUUUAGGUCGUCUUUAUUUGCUGUCCCGACCGCCCCAGGUCGGUGUGAACAGAACAUCUUCAUGACUUUAUUCGUUUUGUCUAUGUGGUGGACCUUUCGUGAUGUCCACCGUAAUCAAGAAUUCGGUUGUGAUUAGCAAGACAAAGAAAUAAGUGGCUAGAUUCUACCGAAGCCCCCAUCUUUGCCGCUAGGUUCCAGCAAUAGCAUCACAAAUUGGCCAAAGGAUCAACCUAACGAUCAAAACCACCAGCAAGAUCAACCAGCAAGAUCAACCAGCAAGAUCAACCAGCAAGAUCAAUCAAUACAUAUUUGACAAUCAAGAGCAGUAGCCUUUCUUCCAAGAAUAGUACUUAUGUUUAUGUGGUGAGGUCUUCACUACGGACGCUAUAGAAGUCUGGCGGAUUUUAUUUUGGAAACCGGUAAAUAAAACACAAGAAUAACAUCGACAGGCGAGGGGCAAUGCGAUGUCGAUGGUCACGCGUCCGAACGCCGGCUAUCCAAUGCAAAAAUGUCUGGGUCUGGAACAAAGCAACUUGUCAUGCUAAAUCUGAAUCAUGUAAAAAUCUGUGUUGCAUGAUUACCAAAAGCUGUCCACUUUUGACUUGAGCAAGAGGCAGUUUCUCAUGCAGGAUACGCAUGAUAGAACUCUCACCGAAUCUGUCAUGCGAGGUCCCGCAUUCCAGACCUCAUGGGUCAUGGAAAACCUGCAUGACAAGUCUGGCAUUCUUCCAGACAUCCAGGGAUUUUUGCAAUCCAUACCGGCGUCCUCGCUACAAUUGCUGAAGAGGAUGCGUCGACUAUGGAGAGGAAAAAUCCCCCCUCCCCAUAUUGAAAAGGUAUGUUUCCGAAAAUUUGUGUUGCUGAUUUGAGGGCACAAAUCACAUCUGUCUUGCAAGAAGACAAGGGCAGAAGCUUCCUUCCCAUUGUGGAAGCGAUUUGUCAUGCUGUUGGGCCUAAAGGUCAGCCGUUUGCCAUGCUGAGCAACUAGGCCCAUACGCCCCUACCUAGCCUGGGGCUCUGGCCGCAAUGCCUCUCUGCAAUACAAAGCUGAUUUGUGUACACAAAUAUAGCAUCAGAAAUUCCGUUUUGAUAUGGAAAGGGGGGACUUUUCCUUUCGAUAUCGACCGUGGCGCCAGACCACGGGAUGAAUAGCGAUUACUUCGAUGAUACGCCGGGCGGCAACUACAACAGUCCAAUGUACUAGACGAUGCACAGCAAGUCAGAAGCUGACGAGGGAAGUAGUAUUAAAGCAGAUAUAGAACAAAAGAGAACCCGAAUUAGUCCUCUACUUCAAGAAAUGUCUACUGAGCUAAGGUUACUUUCGGACAAGAUCGGAGACGAGGCGAUAUUGUAAGGAAAAAUCCCCCCUCCCCAUAUCGAAAAGGCACGGCCCAGAAAAUUUAUCAUGCUGAUUUGUGACCUCAAAUCGUCUCUGUCUUGCAAGAACGCAACCGCGCAGGCUCUGCCGCACUCUGUUGGCGGUUUGUGAUGCUGUUGGCCCUACAGACUACACGUUUGCCAUGCUCAGCGCCUAGCUCAAAGCUUCCCACUUCGGGCUUAGUAUAAGCCUGCCGCACUCUCCAGCAAGACAAAUCGGAUUUGUGUACGCAAAUCCAGCAUCAGAAACUUCGUUUUGAUAUGGGGAGGGGGGAUUUUUCCUUUUGAUAGGCGAACUGCGUGCGUCAUUCAACCUGUUUCAUCCAGGAACAAAAAUUUGGUUUCUUUCAUUAUGGCCUUCUCAAAUGUUACAUUCUCAACUGUUGCGUGAAUUGUGAUGCAAUUUUAGGAAAAGCUAAAGCAAAAGAAGGGAGCUUGCGCCUCUCGCAUUACAAAAUAAUUAGCACAGAUUUCAAUGCUGUUUAGCCUUUCAAAAGAUUGUCGUGCGCAGUAGCUUCAUCGUGUGGAUGCUGAUGUGCAUUUUGCAUGACAAAUCAUGUGACAGUUGAGAAUGUAACGCUUGAGAGCCCCAUAUUCUAGAACAUGACUAGGCUUCCUAUCUUGAAAACUGAUUUCGUCCGAGGAACGCACUUUUACUUAAUGAUCAUUUCAUUUUACUUAAAUGUAAAAAGCGAAAUCGUUGGCACGAGAAGAAGCAGAGACGUAGAUGUUCAUGUUAUGCAAUUUUCAUUUUAGUUUCUCAAUGAAGUCAAGAAUCAAGAAAUAGCUCUAAAGGAAAAGAUGAAAUAAUUUCAUUUCCUUUAAUCGAAGAAAGAGUACGUAGAUAGUUAGAAAUACCAGAAUCGAAGAAACAAUCACCAACCCGAUAAUCGUAUUUAUUAUAAAUGUCUAGAUGAUUACACACCCCAAUUCUGCCUCCGAAAUCUCCAUGAAAGGAGGAAGAGCAACUAAAUAGGGUCUCAGAAUGGAGCAUGAGCUCGAAGAACAACUGCUGAAUAAAUGAGAUCGAAAAUUCACACUAUUUACGACGGAUGUGUGCGUUUUCAACAAGGCGAUGACAACCACACGAGAUUGAUCGUUGGAUGCAAGUAUUACUCCCUUCCUACUAUGUUUUUCGACCCGUCAGUUCUUAACAGCUCUCGAAACAAGAAGUCUAAACUACAAGAACUCCCCAAGUUUAAAAUCGCAUUUAGCAAGUUGAUGUUUUAGAAAGGUUUCAAAAUGAAGGAAAAAAAAACGUGACGAAAAAGAGGAAGAAAAGUG
Molecule: messenger RNA, 6388 nt
Organism: Amoebophrya sp. A120
Lineage: Eukaryota; Dinophyceae; Syndiniales; Amoebophryaceae
Source: the annotation of a GenBank genome assembly